Molecule: messenger RNA, 3309 nt
Organism: Dipodomys ordii (Ord's kangaroo rat)
Lineage: Eukaryota; Metazoa; Chordata; Mammalia; Rodentia; Heteromyidae
Gene: Atp2b3
Product: ATPase, Ca++ transporting, plasma membrane 3
Exons: 19
Coding region: 1-3309 (1102 amino acids)
Biological process (GO): regulation of cytosolic calcium ion concentration; calcium ion transmembrane transport
Cellular component (GO): membrane; intracellular membrane-bounded organelle
Molecular function (GO): ATP hydrolysis activity; ATP binding; PDZ domain binding
Source: RefSeq, a predicted model, not a curated record
AUGGGCGACAUGGCCAACAGUUCCAUUGAGUUCCACCCCAAGCCUCAGCAGCGGGACGCCCCGCACGCUGGUGGCUUUGGGUGCACGCUGGCUGAGCUGCGUGCCCUCAUGGAGCUCCGAGGGGCCGAAGCACUGCAGAAGAUUCAGGAAGCCUACGGGGACGUCAGCGGGCUCUGUAGAAGACUGAAGACUUCGCCCACUGAGGGCCUAGCAGACAACGCCAAUGACCUGGAGAAGCGCAGACAGAUCUACGGGCAGAACUUCAUCCCUCCCAAGCAGCCAAAGACCUUCCUGCAGCUGGUAUGGGAGGCCCUGCAAGACGUAACUCUCAUCAUCCUGGAGGUGGCUGCCAUUGUGUCUCUGGGCCUCUCCUUCUAUGCACCACCUGGGGAGGAGAGCGAAGCCUGUGGGAAUGUGUCUGGCGGGGCAGAAGAUGAGGGUGAGGCUGAGGCUGGAUGGAUCGAGGGGGCUGCCAUCCUGCUGUCUGUCAUCUGCGUGGUGCUGGUCACAGCCUUCAAUGAUUGGAGCAAGGAGAAGCAGUUUCGGGGCCUGCAGAGCCGCAUCGAGCAGGAGCAGAAGUUUACAGUCAUCCGCAACGGGCAGCUCCUCCAGGUCCCUGUGGCUGCACUGGUGGUGGGGGACAUCGCCCAGGUUAAGUAUGGAGACCUGCUGCCUGCGGAUGGAGUGCUCAUCCAGGGUAAUGACCUCAAGAUCGACGAGAGCUCCCUGACUGGCGAGUCGGACCACGUGCGCAAGUCAGCAGACAAAGACCCCAUGCUGCUCUCCGGUACCCAUGUCAUGGAAGGUUCUGGAAGAAUGGUGGUGACAGCUGUUGGUGUGAACUCCCAGACAGGCAUCAUCUUUACAUUGCUUGGAGCUGGUGGAGAAGAGGAAGAGAAGAAGGAUAAGAAAGGCAAGCAGCAGGAUGGGGCGAUGGACAGUAGCCAGACCAGAGCUAAGAAGCAGGAUGGGGCAGUUGCCAUGGAAAUGCAGCCUCUGAAGAGUGCAGAGGGCGGUGAGAUGGAGGAGCGGGAGAAGAAGAAAGCCAACGUGCCCAAGAAGGAGAAAUCGGUCCUGCAAGGGAAGCUCACGAAACUGGCGGUGCAAAUUGGGAAAGCAGGGCUGGUGAUGUCUGCUAUCACUGUCAUCAUCCUGGUUCUCUACUUUGUGAUCGAGACCUUUGUGGUGGAGGGCCGAGUGUGGUUGGCCGAGUGCACGCCAGUCUAUGUACAGUAUUUUGUGAAGUUCUUCAUCAUCGGCGUCACUGUGCUGGUGGUGGCUGUCCCUGAGGGCCUGCCUCUGGCUGUCACCAUCUCUUUGGCUUACUCUGUCAAGAAAAUGAUGAAGGACAACAACCUGGUACGCCAUCUGGAUGCCUGUGAGACCAUGGGCAAUGCCACAGCCAUUUGUUCAGAUAAGACGGGCACCCUCACCACCAACCGGAUGACCGUGGUCCAGUCCUACCUAGGAGACACCCAUUACAAAGAGAUUCCAUCUCCCAGCGCCCUGACCCCCAAGAUCCUUGACCUCCUGGUCCAUGCCAUCUCCAUCAACAGUGCCUACACCACCAAAAUACUACCUCCAGAGAAGGAAGGCGCUCUCCCACGCCAAGUGGGUAAUAAGACGGAGUGCGCUCUGCUGGGCUUCGUCCUAGACCUGAAGCGGGACUUCCAGCCUGUGAGGGAGCAGAUUCCCGAAGAUAAGCUUUACAAAGUGUAUACCUUCAACUCGGUCCGCAAAUCCAUGAGCACGGUCAUCUGCAUGCCUGAUGGCGGCUUCCGCCUCUUCAGCAAGGGAGCCUCGGAGAUCCUGCUCAAAAAGUGCACCAACAUCUUGAAUAGCAACGGUGAACUUCGAGGGUUUCGUCCGCGUGACCGGGAUGACAUGGUGAAGAAGAUCAUUGAGCCCAUGGCUUGUGAUGGCCUUCGCACCAUCUGCAUUGCCUACCGAGACUUCCCUUCAAGCCAAGAGCCUGACUGGGAUGAUGAAAACGAGGUGGUGGGCGACCUCACCUGCAUAGCUGUUGUGGGCAUCGAGGACCCCGUGCGGCCUGAGGUCCCUGAAGCAAUUCGCAAGUGUCAGCGUGCUGGCAUCACAGUCCGCAUGGUAACUGGGGACAACAUCAACACAGCCCGAGCCAUUGCGGCCAAGUGUGGCAUCAUCCAGCCAGGAGAGGACUUCCUGUGCUUGGAGGGGAAAGAGUUCAACCGGAGAAUCCGCAACGAGAAAGGCGAGAUAGAACAGGAGCGGCUGGACAAAGUGUGGCCCAAGCUGAGGGUGCUCGCCCGGUCCUCUCCCACUGACAAGCACACUCUGGUCAAAGGGAUCAUCGACAGCACCACCGGUGAGCAGCGGCAGGUGGUGGCUGUGACCGGGGAUGGCACCAAUGAUGGGCCAGCCCUCAAGAAGGCAGACGUGGGCUUUGCCAUGUGCAUCCUUCUAGGCGAGACCAAGCAGAGCUUGCCAGAUGGGGGCCAGGCGUGGGGGGAGCUCUUGUUCGACAUCGACAGCGGGCGGAAUGCACCUCUGCACUCACCGCCAUCAGAGCACUACACCAUCAUCUUCAACACCUUCGUCAUGAUGCAGCUCUUCAAUGAGAUCAACGCCCGCAAGAUCCACGGUGAGAGGAAUGUCUUCGAUGGCAUCUUCAGCAACCCCAUCUUCUGCACCAUUGUUCUGGGCACCUUUGGAAUUCAGAUCGUCAUCGUCCAGUUCGGCGGGAAGCCCUUCAGCUGUUCCCCGUUAUCCACAGAACAGUGGCUCUGGUGCCUGUUUGUUGGCGUUGGGGAGCUUGUCUGGGGACAGGUCAUCGCCACCAUCCCCACCAGCCAGCUGAAGUGCCUGAAGGAAGCAGGGCAUGGGCCCGGGAAAGAUGAGAUGACGGAUGAGGAGCUGGCCGAGGGGGAAGAGGAGAUUGACCACGCUGAGCGGGAGCUCCGCAGGGGCCAGAUCCUCUGGUUCCGAGGCCUCAAUCGGAUUCAGACGCAGAUCCGAGUGGUGAAAGCAUUCCGUAGCUCGCUCUAUGAAGGUCUGGAAAAACCGGAAUCUAAGAGCUCCAUCCAUAACUUCAUGGCAACGCCCGAGUUUCUGAUCAAUGACUACACCCACAACAUCCCGCUCAUAGACGACACGGAUGUGGAUGAGAACGAGGAGCGCCUCCGGGCCCCACCCCCACCAUCCCCCAACCAGAACAACAAUGCCAUAGACAGCGGCAUCUACCUGACCACGCAUGUCACCAAGUCAGCUACCUCUUCGGCAUUCUCUUCCAGACCCGGGAGCCCACUCCACAGCAUGGAGACGUCCCUCUAA